AUGAGUGAUGAGGAGAUUACUUACACAAAUGUGAGAUUUCAUAAAUCUUCAGGGUUGCAGAAUGGAGGAAGGUCAGAUGAGACUCAAGGGCCCAGAGAAGCUGGCCAUAGAAAGUGUUCAGUUCCUUGGCACCUCAUUGCAAUACCUCUGGGAAUCAUUUGUUCCACUCUGCUGGUGAUAGUUGCAGUGUUGAUGAAACAUGUUUUUCAGUAUAGUCAAGAAAAACAUGAAUUGCAGAAAACUCUAAAUAAUCUCCAUAAAGAGUACAGCACCAUGCAAAAUGAGAGCUACUUAAGGGAAGAAAUGUUGAGAAAUAAGUCUAAAGAGUAUGAGGCCCUCAAAGACCAUCUGGACUCCCUCAACAGAAAAGAGAACAGAUACCAUGGGGAAACUAAUCUUGUUCCAGAUUGCAUACAGAGCACAGACACAAAUGUUGAAGGACACUGGUUCUGCUAUGGUGUAAAAUGUUACUUCAUCAUGGACAAUAAACACUGGAGUGGAUGUAAUCAGACCUGCCAGGCUGCAGCUUUGUCCCUUUUGAAGAUAGAUGAUUACAAUGAACUGGUACUGUAG
Messenger RNA from Peromyscus californicus insignis, 573 nucleotides. RefSeq names its product killer cell lectin-like receptor 2. Lineage: Eukaryota; Metazoa; Chordata; Mammalia; Rodentia; Cricetidae. The record is from RefSeq and is a predicted model, not a curated record.